GGUCGCCCUCUAGUGUGUUGUUGACGUAGUAUGAUAUAGCCGUGAUAUAGUUGGAGAAAACAUCGUUGCUAUAGUUAUGAACAACCUCAAACUUAAUCCCAAACUGGCCAUAAGACUGUCAACAUCUUCACUGAACCAUCAGAGAAACAUAAGAUUUGGUGAAGCGUCUUUUGAGCUUUUAUCAGACUUCCUGAGCACCCUUAGCAACCAAAACAAGACGAGCUUGGAGAAUGUUUCAAGUGUGUGUGGGAAUUUUAAAGACAGAAGAGUAGUUGAACAUGCAUUCCUUAUUUGUGAGGAGUUUAGACUUGACCCUUUAGUGGCUUAUCAUGCCAUUGAAAUACUAGAGAGAUUUAUGCUGAAGCACAUUGAGAAUGUAUUAUCUCAGCAGAAGAGUGAGGUGUGUGACGGCAGUGUGGGUGCAGCCAGAGGAACCUACGAAGAGCUGGUCUUUCAGAGUCUGAGAGACAAAUUCUGUCUCUUCAUUAUUUCAAGCAUGCAAAUCGCCAGCAAAGUAACCCUACAUACCAAUGUGAUUGACAACAGUUCUGCAUUGAGAUACCUUCAGUUGGUUGGUACUGACUGCCCCAAACAGAAAAUAUUAGACUCAGAACUUCUCAUCUUGAAAACUUUGGACUUCAAAGUGAACAUUCCAAAUCCUCUGUCAUAUGCGGAGACUCUCCUAGAAGUUCUUGGCCACAAUGACCCGACAACACCUGUUUUACACCUGCAUCACCUGUGCAGGUAUGUUCUUCAAUUUGUUUACCUGCAGAGGGAGUCAAUCUACAGCUCAUUACUCAUGGCCGUAACUGGAUGUCUCAGCCCCUCUCCAGAUCAACGGGCCAAGUUUGUGCCUGUGACUGAAGAUUGCAUGUUGUUAGGGGUUGGAGUGAUUGCUGUGGCUGCUUUCAUCUACCAAACAUCUGCUUGGGAGAAGGUAGUGGAAGAGCUCACUCUGAUCACUGGUAUCUCAGCAAAGAGCAUCAUCGACUUUACUCGUGUGACCGUCAUGCACAUCACCAAGAACAAAGUAAAAUAACCCAUAUGAAACAUUUGAUCAGAAAACUUUGACCAGUACCGUUUGGCCAGUGGUGUUUGAUCGGUAGUGUUUGAUCAGUACUGUUUGGCCAGUAGUGUUUGGCCAGUAGUGUUUGAUCAGUAGUGUUUGGCCGGUAGUGUUUGACCAGUAGUGUUUGACCAGUAGUGUUUGAUCAGUAGUGUUUGAUCAGUACUGUUUGAAGGAGACUAUUUACUACAGAAAUAACUGUGCUAUUUUCGAAAUGCAAAAAGAGACUCAAUGUCCCAUCGUUGUGUAAAAAGUAGCUCAAACGUAGUUAGAACGGAAAGUUUAAAUAUUGAUAGAUAAAAUUUGAGCUCCCAUCUGUUAUUAUUUGGUGAUUUAUGAUAUUGCACUGCAUUGUUACAAUUUUCAAUUACAUGCUGAAUAAAUUGGUCAAGUAGAUUUUUAGAUUUGUGAUUUGAAAUCAGUGGACAGUACUGUUGUCAUGGUAACUCCUAACUGGGCUCAUUUCCUCACUCGAGCUCGCUGAGCUUGAAGUCCAGCCAGAGUGCCACAGGGGUCAGUGUCCAUGUUUUUUUUUGUUGUUGUUUUGUUUUGUUAUUUAAACCAGUGUUUUCAUUUAGCAGUAGCAUGAUGCAUU
Messenger RNA from Ictalurus punctatus (channel catfish), 1661 nucleotides. RefSeq names its product cyclin N-terminal domain containing 1 (gene cntd1). The transcript has 7 exons. The record is from RefSeq and is a predicted model, not a curated record. Lineage: Eukaryota; Metazoa; Chordata; Actinopteri; Siluriformes; Ictaluridae. Bases 77 to 1039 code for a protein of 320 amino acids. Gene Ontology annotation, biological process: reciprocal meiotic recombination. Gene Ontology annotation, cellular component: site of double-strand break.